Molecule: messenger RNA, 876 nt
Organism: Capronia epimyces CBS 606.96
Lineage: Eukaryota; Fungi; Ascomycota; Eurotiomycetes; Chaetothyriales; Herpotrichiellaceae
Exons: 4
Coding region: 1-876 (291 amino acids)
Source: RefSeq, a predicted model, not a curated record
AUGCCUGCAAGUGAUUACAAUCCGUUCGCCAAGCGCGAAGAGUUCACACGGAACAACCUCAUCGCCUACAAGGUUCUCACAAUCGUCACCUGGCUUCUGUUGGUCAUCGUUGGAGCGGUCUACACCUUUAGCCACCCGGAGGACUGCCGACACAGGCACCGAUGCCACACAAUAUGGGGACAAAACAACCACGUGGUGACGCCCUUCACCCUGAACUCGGUUCUCACAAGCAUAUACUGGGUCGUGGUUUUGAUUCUACAGGCACAUUACAUCCGGUAUUUGUGGAGUGCAGACAAGCAAUUUGUAACAAAUGCUGCCAAUGUUGGCAGCCACUUCAUCUUCCAUAAUCUACUGACCUUUGGCUUCAUCAUGCUCUGGGUUCGAGGCCACUUCUGGCAAGGCGAGCUGCUCCUUAUAAUCAACCUCUUCAACCUCACUCUGCUCUAUUUCGGCCACCCUACCACGCCGCUGUUCAUCCACAUUCCAAUCGUGUCUGCUCCUUUGGCCUGGAAUUACGUCGCCAUCCUUUGGGACGGAGCAGCCAUGGUCCACGCUCAUAGUCUACCCGCCAGAAUCGUGGCCAACAUCUUCAUCUGGGGUAUUCUGGUCCUCGGUGGCUUCUUUGUCUUGACCUUCAAGGACUAUACCAUGGGGAUCGAGUUGGCAAUUCUGUCGCUCUCUUUGGGCCUGGGACAGGUAUCUUCCCAUGUCAUCGCUCUUCAGUGGAUCUUUGCCUUUGUCAUCGCCGGAGCUCUGCUCGUUUUAUCACUGGUAGUUGGAGCUCCGAGGCUGUUUGGACAAGAUAAUAGCAUCCGACAGGAAGGGGCAAUUGUCAGUGAGGACCGAGAGCGAGCCCCAUUGUUGGACGACCAGUGA